Molecule: messenger RNA, 1153 nt
Organism: Lactuca sativa (garden lettuce)
Lineage: Eukaryota; Viridiplantae; Streptophyta; Magnoliopsida; Asterales; Asteraceae
Product: peroxidase 16
Biological process (GO): hydrogen peroxide catabolic process; response to oxidative stress
Molecular function (GO): peroxidase activity; heme binding
Source: RefSeq, a predicted model, not a curated record
CAAUGUUACUGCAGAAAGAGAAGAAACUGCGAAAUGAAGAAGCAAAUUCUGUCUUUGGUAUUGCUCUCUUUCUUCGUUGCUACGUCUUACGCACAACUUAGACAAAAUUUCUAUCAAACCAGUUGCCCAAAUGUCGAAUCCAUAGUCCGAUCAGCAGUCACUAAGAAAUUCCAGCAGACUUUCGUUACAGCUCCAGGCACUCUUCGGCUCUUCUUUCACGACUGUUUUGUUCGGGGCUGCGAUGCUUCCGUCUUUCUGUCCAAUCCUAAUGCCGAGAGGGAUCAUCAUGACGAUUUGUCACUUGCCGGAGAUGGAUUUGACACCGUCAUCAAAGCAAAGGCCGCCGUUGACAACAAUCCCAGCUGCCGUAAUAAAGUUUCUUGCGCAGAUAUAUUAGCCCUUGCCACUAGAGACGUUGUAGCCCUGACAGGUGGGCCAUCAUACAAGGUGGAAUUAGGAAGGAGAGAUGGAAGAAUCUCUACAAAGAAAAGUGUCCAACACAAACUUCCACACCCAGAGUUUACACUUGACCAACUUAAUACCAUGUUCGCGUCUCAUGGUUUAUCUCAAACCGAUAUGAUUGCACUUUCAGGUGCGCAUACACUUGGAUUCUCUCACUGUGGUCAAUUUUCAAAGCGCAUUUAUACGAAAUCUGGAAUAGACCGGACAUUAAAUACAAAAUAUGCUCUUCAGCUUCGACAAAUGUGUCCAGUAAAUGUAGAUCCUAGGAUCGCGAUCAACAUGGACCCCACAACCCCUCGCACUUUCGACAAUGUGUAUUAUCAGAAUCUCCAACAAGGAAAAGGCUUGUUUAUCUCCGACCAAAUCUUGUACACAGAUAAUCGGUCAAGACCAACUGUUAACCUAUUUGCGUCGAACAACAAUGCCUUCAACCAGGCUUUUGUGGCAGCCAUGACGAAGCUUGGAAGAGUUGGGGUUUUAACAGGGAACCAGGGGGAAAUCAGACGGGAUUGUAGCAGAGUUAACUAAAGAAUAAUGCUCUUAUUUUUAUUUAUUAUUUGUUUAUAUACAAAGGGUCAUUUUUGUUCUUGAAUAAUCAGCUACGAUAGUUCAAAAUGCAUGCAUGUAGCUUUUGAAGAACACUCAUUGUGGUCCCUUUUUUUUGAAUAAUGAUAGACAGUUUCUUGUGAUA